UCACAAAACCCUACCGACGCUUUAUGUGUGCUUAAAGCGUUAAAAGACCGGUAUCGUUGUCCGCCUGGUGUCAGUAGCAAACUACGUUGCUCGCUGUCGAGACUGUGGAAGGCGCUACAGCCGCAUUGUUCAAUUGCUGUACGGCGGCUGUAUGGGCAUGGAGCACCACUAUGGAGGCCUGAACCGGCGGGCCCUCAUGUUCGUCCUCCUAUUGAUGGCUGUCGCUCUAGCGGACGAAGACCAUCUUGAAUCAUCAGAUGCCACAACACCAGAUCUCACCACCGACACCUCUAUUCCAUUUACCGAACGUGAUGAAUUUCCGAACGAUGUGGAGACUGACGACGAUGCAUCCAUGAUGCUUGCCGUCGAAAAGACAACAACGACUCAUGUGUGUCAAGCACCAGCCGAUCCGGGUCCUUGCACGGCCGAAUUGAUCAAAUUCUUUUAUGAUUCUACGGCUCAACGAUGUCGCCAGUUUAUCUAUGGGGGAUGCGAUGGAAAUGAAAACAAUUUCGUCACGGAAGCAGAAUGCCUGCAAACGUGCGGCCACGCUCUAGUCGGCCAACCCCUUAGAGAUAAUUACAACAACGAUUUUCCCACGGAUACUUCUCCAUCCUACGCUGACAAAGACGAAAUUCUAACACUUGCUAACGGUCAGGGCGAGACUUCUUUCACUUUCUCGGCCGAAUAUCCUUUCAUACAGCUAAAAGCCGUUGAUAUUAGCGCAUUCAAACUUCGGCAAAUUAGGGAAAUCCAUUUCGAAUUCCGUUCGCCGGAAGCGCAAGGCUUGUUGCUAUAUCAAACGCUGAGAAAUCCGCCUCCAGACGAACCCAAAUACGAAUUGUAUGUCCUUUUAGAAGGCGGGGAACUGAAAACGAUUCACGUUUUUGGCGCCAAUGAAACCACGCUAUUGGUCGGCAAGGGUCUCAAUCGCGAUUGGUGGCAUCGCGUCAAGAUCAACGUUGAUCCAACGAUCGCAUCCCUGCAAGUACAAGUGGACGACGAAACACAGUCCAUAGUGAUUGAAGGGCUCGACAAAGACGCCGGUUAUGGACGACGCCAACACAUCAACUCGACGCUCUUUAUCGGAGGCAUGAACUGGGCACAAGAUGAGGUGGAAUCCAGUUACCUUUUUGAACACUUUGUCGGUUGUCUAAGGAACGUGCAACUUAAAACUGGAUCUGAUUUAAGCAUCGUUCAACCUUUAAAGGCCUCCGCACAUCGAGACAUUGUCGAAGGAUGCGUUGACAAGUGCAAAGCAGGUGAAAAUCGAUGCCGCAACGGAGGGAAAUGUUUGAAUCGUUAUCACAGCACUGCCUGCGACUGUUUUGGCACCAAAUAUGAAGGCGACAGCUGUGAUUAUGACAGUGCAACAACCAUCACACUUCGAGGCUAUUCGUACAUCUCCUACCGCAUCUACGACUGGAAAGAUCGUGCCCACUCCGAAUCUAACCGUAUCAGCGUCAUAUUUCGCGCGCUGAUGGGGGAUUCCAUUCUUUUCUACGCCGGGGGAACCUUUCCCUACACCAAUCAUGUGGCCGUUACCUUAUUGGCGAAUAGUUCACUAUACGUCGAAGUGGACUUCGGUGACGGACCGCAUGGAGUGCAUUUAGGGGAAGAUUUGACAACGGGUGUCUGGAACAAUUUCACUCUGGUUCAUAACGGAAACGUCCUGAAUUUCAUACUCAACGGACGUGAGCAUAAGAUGAUUGUCCAAGGAUCUCGUUAUUACUUGCGUUUCGACCCGCACAUUUUCGUCGGUGGUGAUCGCAAGCCUUUAGGGCUAGGACUCCGUUCCAGCAACAAUUUCGUUGGCUGUUUGUCCGAAGUCUAUUUCAACGACGUCUCCAUCUUGCAGAAAUUGCGAACCAAUUCCCCGCACGUCUUGUACCACAGCAUUUUUCGGCCCGAGAUAGGCCAAUGCAAGGACGUACCCGUCGUUCCAAUCACCCUUCCAUUCCAGGAAUCUAAACUGUCCAUUAGCUUGAAAACGGUUCCUUCGUCAGAGCAAAAACUGCAGAUUAAUCUCGGCUUUAAAACACGCAACUCAACGGCUGUCUUAGCUCACGGCACUGGCAUAACGGACAACGGCAACGUUGGCUUGUGGGAGUUGAAACUCAAUAAAGGCGAAAUGCAGUUCCGGAUCUUUGAAGACGCCAGCAACGAAUCGCUGAGUGUCACUGUCUUGAAGAAAGGGCAACGCUUGGCCGAUGGAUCGUGGCAUCAAGUCCACCUAGUCUACGGACUAGAUGGCGUCAGUUUGGCUGUUGAUUAUCGUAGACCAGAAUUCAAAAACCUGAAUCAAGCAAACGUGCCUACGCUUACAUUAGAUGAAGAUUCCGUCAUUGUAAUUGGAGUCGGCUAUCUAGACUCCCAGCCUGGAUUUAUCGGUUGCAUACGGGAUCUUGUUUUGAAUCGUAGAAAGCUUGAUCCUCGAGCUUUGCUCUAUACGGCCGAAGUCCGCGAAAUAUCGCUCGACAAUUGUCAGUUGGUUGACCCUUGCCAUCGUCCAAACGCUUGUGAACAUGGUGGAUUGUGUAACGUUGACGAAGGCCGCGUAGUUUGCGAUUGCACGGGGACAGGCUACACUGGAAAGAACUGCCAUUUCGCUUUGUACAAGAGGACUUGCGAAGAGUUGGCACUGUUAGGGUACAUGAAGAGCGGGGUCUACGAGAUUGAUAUCGAUGGCAAUGGACCUCACCCUCCGGCUCACGUUCGAUGUGAAUUUGAGGCUAACAGCGGUGUACGCAAGACGGUGGUUGAACACAACCUUCCUCACGAUGCUGAAAUUCGAGGCCUCAGCAUGGAUGAUGUGGUUUUUAACUUGACCUAUCGGGAAUUCAGUGCUGAAAUGUUGCAAAGUUUGAUAUCGCAGUCGCUUCAGUGUAAACAAAUCCUUCGAUACGAUUGCUACAAAGCUCCGAUCGAACUGCAUUCGUACACCUGGUUCCGUUCGGCUGCAGGAAAUUUACUGGAUUCAAUUCCUUUAGGCAAAGCGAAACCUGGCCGAUGCCCUUGUUCACAAAACCAAAACUGCAAGCACUCGAGCGUGUUCUGCAACUGCGACGCAGAUGAACCCCGUUGGCUGUCUGACGAAGGAUACUUGACGCAGCCCGAAGAUUUGGGAAUCACUCAGAUUUUCGCGCUCCAGCAGCGCAAACUUGUGCCCCAAUCCGAAGGUCGAAUCACCCUGGGACCGCUGGAAUGUGUAGAAGCGAACACGCAGCAGUACGUAGUUACGUUCAAAUCGCCAGACUCGUACAUGGAGGUUCCAGGAUGGCAUCGUGGAGAUUUGGCAUUCAGUUUCCGAACAUCCAGUGAAAGGGCUAUCCUACUUUACCAACCUCUGUUGCACCCAAAACAUCCGUACUUUAGAGUUCUUCUUGUCAACGAUCACAAAUUAACACUCGAGUUCUCAAUUAACGGCGAGCCGCGAAGCGUUACCGUGAAAAGCUCGCGUGACCUCAACUCUGGCGAAUGGCAACAAGUGUGGAUCGAUUACAACGAGUACCAUGUCAGAUUCACCGUCAACCAAGAAUCCAUCCUUGUCGAUUUGAAUGACGGUGAGGAAUUUGGACCGUUCGAAGCCACUUUAUUCAUCGGUGGCGCGCCAGAGGAAAUGCUUGGUUCCGAAAUGGCACCUCAUACCGAUGGUCUUGUCGGAUGCUUCCGAGGUUUGGUUAUGAACAACGAAGUUGUGAAUCUGUAUGCGUACAUGAACGCUCGCUUCCCCGAUAUGAUCCAGAAACAUUGCCGACCGUCAUGCGAUCCCAAUCCGUGCAAAAAUGGAGCGUCUUGCGUCGAGUUCUGGGGUUCUUACAAGUGUGUCUGCAAGAAUCCUCUGGCGCAUUUCGGAUACAACUGUGAGAUUGACAUCAACCAAAACGCUAUAACUUUCCGUACUGCCACAUCAUUCGUGGAGGCUAACGCCACGACAUUUGACAUUGCCAAGAACAUGGGACUGAGUGGAUUCUUCCAACAAGAUAUACUCAUCAACCUUCGAACGUUUGAUAGCCGUUCGCUGAUCUUCUAUGCUUACGAUUACCACAACAAUUUCGUCCAGUUGCACAUCGAAGAUGACAAUCAGGUGGUCUUCACUUUUAACUCUGCCAACACAAUCCACAGCGUUUCGACCGUCGUCAAGGGUUUAACCACUGGAGACUCGAUUCAGAUCCUGAUUGACCGCGAACCAGAAUCGACUACAUUACAUGUCAAUACAGAAAAGAGUACUGUGGAAGCGCCUCUUCUUUUAAUGGACACCUAUGCUCGAUCUCCGUGGGUGAACAAGGAAAAGGAAAUGAUCAGACCACCUAGACCUGUUCGGCGGCCUGAGGAGUUCUACCAGGUUUUCCUUGGUGGAGUUGACCAGGACUACAUGACCACGUCUCUUGGUGGUUACACUGGCUGCCUGCGUGGUUUGAGCGUCGGUGGCAACAUCCUGGAUCUAACAUCGAAGGGUGCUGAAGGUAUCGGGCGUGAUGUUAAAGAUUGGCUUCCAUUUGGUAAAACAUUCCUGGCCACCAACUGGGCAGCUAGAGCAAGUCUUGCCUACCAAGACCGAGACGCCUCACAAGACGGAGGCGAAGAAUCUGGAGUUGUGCAUAGUUGCAAUAUGCUUUGCGACCAACAACCGUGUCAAAACGAGGGCGUUUGUCUCGAAGAUUUCCGAUCAAACACUUAUCAUUGCGAUUGCGAGAUGACGUCGUAUUCAGGCCCUUAUUGCACGGAAGAAAAGGGAGCGCAUUUUCGCGGAGAUUCAUACAUCACAGCGCAUUACGCUUCUUUGGACUUGGACGCCAUCAAAAUUCAACUGGCGUUCUCAACGACUGCCGUGCGCAAUAUCGCACAAGCUUUGCUAUUGAUUCAAACAAGCAAAGCGAAGACUAAAUAUCUUUUAGUAAGCUUAACGGCUCUCGGCUAUCUGAGAAUUGAAGACGAUCGCGGCAAUGGCAUUGUUUACGGUGCUGAGGUGAAAACCAUCAAUUUUCUUAACGGUGCUCGCCAUUCGGUUUACUACAAGCGCAAUGGGGCUAAUGCCGUAUUGUUGGUCGACAGAGACGAUGUUCCACUUCGUCCGUUAAGCACAUCGAUACAUCCAGACGGACUGGCUGAAGUUACUGAUGAAAAUGCUAUCCACGUCGGCGGAGUUAAGGUCACCAAUGACCCGCGUUUCACUGACUACGAUCACUUUGACGGAUGCAUAUCAAAUGUUGUGGUAGAACUGGACGAUAAUCAGUUACACCCACUGCUGGCUUACCUUGGUUACCAGAGAUCCGGACUUGAAGCGGUAACUUCCCACGAUCCAGAAGGUAUCGAGGAGGAAGCGAGAUGUGCAGCAUUUUCAGUGACACCUCCCGGAGUGGUUGAAGAUGACAUGGAUUCUUACAAUGAUACAUCCGACGAGGAAUGGCGUCCUAAGCCUCCGCUGAUACUUCCGUACAAGCCCGUAUUUGUCGGCCCGGCAAAUUACGACCCAACUACGUCAAACAGGAUCCUGGUUGGAUUGGGUUGCAUCUUCCUUGCUGGACUGAUUGCGCUAACCAUCUACUUGUGCAAGACUCACCGCCGUAGCAAGAGGCGCCAAUAUUUGCAAGACGACGAACAAUUUUUGAUUUUCCCAUCGUCGGCGCAGAAAGCACCUAUUCGUCCUGCUUUGCGGAAUAAUCCUAUCCGAAAUGUAGGUGUCACAGCUCCGGUUGCUCACGUCCUGGAUAUCCCAAAACUCGAAUCACAGUCUGGCUUCAAUUGCUUGAAAAACGAGGUCAUCCCAACCAGUGGCACUCAAAUAGUGUACAAUUUAUUGGAAUCAAUCUCCAAUCAAGAAAAUGAGAAUCCAUUAGAAAAACCGAGUGAUAUCCCGUCUGAUGCGAUUCCGUACUUGGACGACCAAGAGGUGGACACCUUAAUGUCGGACAUCUCAGAACAAAGCCGAGAAGUCACAUCAAGUUUUGACGAAACAGGGACGAUUUCACGUGGCUCUCUGGAAGGGUCUGAGACUCAACUAGAAGGAUUGCCAUCCGCGAGCAGUAAUGACACCGAAGCGCCACAUCCCUCUGAAGAAACAUCGUCUGCUGCAGCCCUAGUGGCAUGCAUGCCAUUAGCGAUCGAGAUGGUAACUGAUGUGCUACGAAACGCGCAAAACAUCCUGGAAAACGAUGCCGAGUUGGACAAGGAAAUAGACUUGAUUAAUUUAUCACAAUUAGUACCAGAAAACAACGUACGUGGCGAUAUCGACCCAAACCACGAUGCUGAAGCAGAAGACGAAAACAAUGUAGCCGACCAUCCUGCCCCUCUAGCCGAUACUUCACUCGAUUCGAAUGCAGAUCCUUGCACGAAUGACGACAUUCUAACUGUCCCCAAAAAGAGGGCACCCAUUGAACGCAUUAGCGAAGCAUUCCUUUCCGACGACGAUGACGAUGGAUCAGUUAGCGUCGCCAACACGGAAAAGGAGCUGGCUGAUGCGGAAUAUCCGAUGGACAGCAAUCAACAAACUCAGCAACCAAAAGCAGUAACCAGAAACACUGUUACAAAAGACAAUCAGUUUUUCCUUAUGCCUCGGUAUGGUGCAGAAAGUGUACGCAACUAUGCUAACCCGUUAAGUUAUCUAGGAGGCCCACGCCUGCUUACAAAAAAUCUACAAAAAACUUCCAAAGAAUCUAUUUUAUCGAUUGAUGAAUAAUAGUAUAUAGCAAGCAAUGGCAGACUUGAAUGCCUCAUUGUUCCGAAAAAUACCCGCCUUUCGGUAUAUAUUGUGAUUGACGGAGCAAAAAAUGCUGUGUUGUACCUUAGAGUGUAAAAAAUAA
Molecule: messenger RNA, 6803 nt
Organism: Daphnia carinata
Lineage: Eukaryota; Metazoa; Arthropoda; Branchiopoda; Diplostraca; Daphniidae
Product: axotactin-like
Exons: 37
Coding region: 152-6679 (2175 amino acids)
Molecular function (GO): serine-type endopeptidase inhibitor activity
Source: RefSeq, a predicted model, not a curated record